GGGGAAAGAUAUGGGAAGGCCUUUCACCGACCUGGUGAAGCGCUUCUUGGAGGCAAAGAAAACCAUUGACAAGGACAGAGUCCCAUUUUACCUUCCUAGCCCCUGGUGGGAUCGGGCUCUCGAAGAAGCUCCUAAACCUCUAUCGAAGAGAAACAGGUUCAUGUACAACUUCCUCACACUCACCAGAAAUGAGUUUAUUUGUAUUUUCUUGACACGUGCUAUGCAAUCAAUUGCACGGGAUGUAGUUUUGGGGAGCAAAGGAAUGGACAAAGUUAUAGAUUUCAUGCGCGAUACGCCCUAUCAGGUCGCCUUGAGCUCUGCCAGGGCCCUGUCGAGCAUGCGCGAGAAACCGCCAAUGCGUUGCCAGACCUGUUCACGCAGUUCCGAUGGCGAUUUCGGAGGGAAGACACAUUUUAUGGUUUGCAGCACGUGCAAAUCAAAAUUGGAUUUCAGUGUACACUAUUGUUCGCAAAAAUGCCAAAAGGUAGACUGGCCUGACCACAAGCCGAAUUGUGGCAAGAAAAAAGUCAUAAAAGUACAUGAAGGGACUUCAGCUGAUGACAACUUGCGGGACUGUUCCCCAGAGGUAGCAGCGCUCUUGAAAGAUGUUCCUAUUGAUCCAAGUGGCACGUUCAACAUCUCAUCCAUCGGUUCUGGCGAGCCUCGAUAUCAACGCUCUUCUGCUUUGCAAUAUCAAGUGUCGCUAAUCGACGCGGACAAGGAGGUAGAGUACGUACUGUUCACUCCAUCUGGAUUCCCAAUACGCUUCUUCAUUAACAACCGCGAUGACUAUGAAACAUGGACGAGGAUCAAUUUUCGCAUUGUACGCAAGAUGGCGAUGUCGAGUGCUCGUCAGGAUGGUCUCGCACCAAUGGCUGAGCACUUGAUUAAACAUGCGGAAAAUUUACCUGGACUGAGUCGGGACAUUAUCAUGAGGCAAUUAUGCGCAGAGUACGGCGCGGAGACGGAAACCAAAGUGUCUAAGCUUGAGAAGCAGAGCGCUCUGACAGGACACGGUCUCACUCUCGUAGAAUCUAUGAGCAGGCUAUCGACCAAAGUGGGUCCGCGAUUAGCAGAAAAGAGGUCAAAGAACAAAUAAGAAUAAAAGCUAUCGUUUAUCCAUCUCAGCAUGUAUUAGAAGUGCUGAUUCGAAGCCUUCUUAUACUUAUCGCGCUGGUCCCACUUGUCAGCUAUCUUGCCAGCAAAUUCGACUCCUCCAAUGUUAUCUUAUUAUUUUGCUAUCUGUAUUUAUCUCGAUUAGCCACUGCAUUUCCUCAGUUGUACUGUCACUUUUGUAUCAAAUCGGACUUGCUAUCCACGUAUGCUGCAAAAAAAUACGAAUAAUCGCGAA
This is a messenger RNA of Serpula lacrymans var. lacrymans S7.9, 1351 nucleotides long. RefSeq lists its product as uncharacterized. The record is from RefSeq and is a predicted model, not a curated record. The transcript has 4 exons. The coding region runs from base 11 to 1099 and encodes 362 amino acids. Lineage: Eukaryota; Fungi; Basidiomycota; Agaricomycetes; Boletales; Serpulaceae.